CAAAAUGCAUAGUUAGCUUUGAUAUCUCAAACGCAAUAGACUCUAUCUAAACAUGAAGUUCCUUAUUGUCUUCGUUGCCCUCUUCGCCCUCGUCCUGGCUGCACCCGACGCAGUCGAAAUUCACAGACAAGACAGCGUCGUCACUGCUGAUGGAUAUAAUUUCGACACCUUAACCUCUGAUGGCUCCCGCCAUGUCUCGAGCGGUAAACUGCUUCCAGGUGAAGAAGAAGAUAAGGGUGAAUAUUCGGUCAAGGGUAGCUACAGCUUCGUUGCCGAUGAUGGCCUGACCUACACCGUCGACUACAUUGCCGAUAAGAACGGUUUCCAGCCUUCCGGUGCUCAUUUGCCCAUUGCCCCAGAGGCCCUUCAUUAAAUUAGAAAGCUUAAAAUAAAUUGAUUGUUAUUG
This is a messenger RNA of Drosophila albomicans, 406 nucleotides long. RefSeq names its product larval cuticle protein 65Ag1-like. NCBI's taxonomy places the organism in Eukaryota, Metazoa, Arthropoda, Insecta, Diptera, Drosophilidae. The transcript is spliced from 2 exons. The coding region runs from base 53 to 373 and encodes 106 amino acids. Gene Ontology annotation, molecular function: structural constituent of chitin-based larval cuticle. The record is from RefSeq and is a predicted model, not a curated record. Gene Ontology annotation, cellular component: chitin-based extracellular matrix.